Messenger RNA from Metarhizium acridum CQMa 102, 1065 nucleotides. The record is from RefSeq and is a predicted model, not a curated record. Lineage: Eukaryota; Fungi; Ascomycota; Sordariomycetes; Hypocreales; Clavicipitaceae.
AUGGCGCCGUUCUUUUAUUCAGUGGCUGUGGAUGGCCAGUCCCGCAUUAAAACCACGCAGUCAGAAUUAUCCAUGGCUACUGUCGUGGUGUCCAACUUGACGGGUCUCAUGACGGGCGGAAUGUAUAUUUUGCUCCGGUCAAGCAAGAUCGGCAAGCUUGGCCCCAAGGGCUACUUCGAAUUUGACCGGAAACGGUCCAUCAGGCACCCCAAGUCGAGCCCUCCGCACAGCUUCAUCUUUACGAGACAGAUGAAGCAGCCUGUACCGCUGUCUACGCAAUUGCCUCCUGCUCGGCGCCAGGAGAGCAGCCUGUACACUACCCAGGACGUCGAGCUUGGGCUUGGUCCUGUACAUGCCCUGACUUCAGAUGAGCCCCCAAAGCCGGACGGCAUGGCUGAAGCUUUCGCGGUUGGUGUAGCAACUACCACUCCCGGCCCAGUCUCGUCACAAGAAGCACAUCCUCGAAAGAACUCUACCUAUAACAUCUUCCCGCGAGACACCGUCUCCGACAAGCCCAUGUAUACCCUCCCGGCCACAGCCUACAUGUCUUCCAGCAAAGAAGACAAAGAUCAGGCGGUCAACCCUUUUGAUGACGAAUUACUUCCUCCUCCCACCAUCCGACUCUCAGGUAGCAGACACAACCGAGAAUCAUCCCUAGGCACAUCAGCCACCGUCCCAAUCGGCAUCCGAGUCUCGAACAUUAAUGACAUGCCCUCUGUCCAGUCAUACUACGAAGUCCCGCCUUCACCUCGAGCCAUGACUCCGACCCAACCGGUUUCAAGUGCGCCUGUUCCCCAGAUUCCAGACACUCUCGCCAUCUCCGAAGAUGAAGCCUCAGAAGAAGACGACGAUAAACAACUACCCCCAGUGCCUUUGGCCCUGUUGAAGAAGCAGCCCGUCAAAGAAGUCGACGAGGAGGAAAUUCGUCUCAGCCCGACGGUGUACAGUCCCCAACGGACCCCUAGCAAAACUAAAACCAAGGCGAGCAGUCCAACUGCACGGCCUGUUGGCCCUACACACAGUCCAGAGAGCUUCUCGCCUGUCAAUGAAGCCGAGUGGAUCUAA